This is a messenger RNA of Oryza sativa Japonica Group (Japanese rice), 2165 nucleotides long. RefSeq lists its product as uncharacterized. The record is from RefSeq and is a predicted model, not a curated record. NCBI's taxonomy places the organism in Eukaryota, Viridiplantae, Streptophyta, Magnoliopsida, Poales, Poaceae. Gene Ontology annotation, molecular function: zinc ion binding.
AAAAAAAAAAGAACCAUUUGCAAAUUGCAAAAACGUCCUUUCUCCAGUUCUCCUCCCCUGAGCUUCUCCCAACAAGAACACCCACUUGCUCUCUUCCCCUCUCUCUCUCGCCCCUCGAAUUCUGGCGGCGAAGCGUACAUGGACAAAGCGGAGGAGGGCCAGUCUUCGGAGCCCGCCGAUUCCGCGGCACCAGCCCAGGAUGACAGUGUGCAAACUGCAUCUGGGCAUAAUUCGCGAAGGCCAAACCUUUCUUUGCAAAUACCAGCUAGGACCCUGGAUAACCAAAUAGGCACUUCAGCGAGAAUUAAUAUAUCCCCUAGCCCCAGCUCAACGAGAGCAGGAUUGCCCCCGAGGCCUAAUUCAACUAGAACAAAAUCUUCUCUGAAGAGCAUCAUUCCGCAACAGAGUUUCAGGGCGAGAAGUUCAGCACAGGAAGGUGAUCGGGCGAUCCUUCUGGUUCCUGGGACACCAUCAGAAGGGCAGCAGGAUAAUACAUCAACGUUGAGAUCAUUUUCUUUUAGAAAAGUCAUAAACUCAUUAUCCGCAAAACGUACACAUUCUUUGCCAGUCACACCUAUAGCAACUUCAGACAAAACUUCUUCUCCGGCAAAUCAGAUCAACAACCUACCAACCACAGAUGAUCAAGAUGUUCAAGCAAGAAUUAGGCGCUCACUUUCAGUACCAGGAAAUCGUAAAAACAGGAGUUUGAGGAGGGCGGAUUCAUUAGGUGUCAUCCGUGUGAUUCCAACAACUCCCCGACCUAUCCCAGUUAAUACAACUGCAUCAAGUGAUGGGAUUGAGGAGACAGUGGAUGUUCCUGGAGAUGGAGGCAAAGAUAUCCCUGAAGAAGAGGCAGUCUGCAGAAUUUGUCUAGUUGAACUAAAUGAAGGAGGGGAAACACUUAAAAUGGAGUGCAGCUGCAAAGGGGAACUUGCUCUUGCACACCAAGACUGCGCUGUCAAAUGGUUUAGCAUCAAGGGAAACAAGAUAUGUGAUGUUUGUAAGCAAGAAGUUCAAAAUUUGCCUGUCACUUUGUUGAGAAUACCAACUCAAACUGCUAAUAGGCGAGUAACAAAUGGUGCUCAUCAAAGAGCCUCUCAACAAUACAGAUUUUGGCAGGACAUUCCAAUUUUGGUCAUGGUUAGCAUGCUUGCAUACUUCUGCUUCUUGGAACAACUUCUGGUUACAGAUUUGCUGUCACACGCACUGGCAAUUUCGUUGCCUUUCUCAUGCGUGUUGGGCCUCCUUUCUUCCAUGAUAGCAUCCACCAUGGUAACCAAGAGUUAUCUAUGGGCCUAUGCUUCGUUCCAGUUUGCUAUUGUGAUACUGUUUGCUCAUAUCUUCUACAAUGUGUUAAAAGUAAAUCCAGUCCUUGCGGUCCUACUAUCCUCAUUCACUGGGUUUGGGAUUGCUAUCAGUGCGAACUCAAUGCUAGUGGAAUACUUGAGGUGGAGAUCUAGGAGGAAUCAACAGCUAGCUCAAACUGUCGAUGAUGGUCAGCGACAAGAACCUGGAAGUAAUGCUGUAAAUGAAAACAAUGGUGAUAGACAGCAAGCGCAGCAUCGAGAAUCUGGAGAUAACAUUGUAUGACAAUUCAGAUUAAGAAGCGCAAUGAAUGUGAAUAGCUAGCUUUGAUAUGUUCAGUAGGUUUAGCUCGUCGAACUUCAGAAUCACCUAUGCAAGAAUAGGAAACAUGGAGCAAAUUUCCAAUGGCGACAGCAUAAGAUGAUAAGAGGCUAUGUGACAAGUGAGAACAUGGAGAAUGCGGCGGAUAUAGUUAGGCAACACAGAGAGCUGAACCAAACUAUCCAUUGUACACGGUAUUAAUUUAGCAGUUUGACAUCAUAAGGUGUGGUUUGUUCAGUGUAAGUUUAGUAGUUCUGGUCGUCUGGUAUUACAAAAUUACAUCACGAAAGUGAGUGCAGCUAGUGGCUAGCCAUACAGAUAUAUAUACAGGUAUAGGUAUGUGAAAUACAGUUAUACCAGCUUUUACAGUUCUGUAGUCUGUGUGAGGAGAAAUGUGAAGGCAGAGAAUUUUAGAUAAUGACAUAUUUCAGAGUUCUGAACUUAGAAAUUAUUCGGGUAAAAAAAUAGAGAAGAACUGUAUGCAGUGCGUGGGGAUUGAAUUGAAAUGAAAUAUGGAAAUGAUGUUCGCUUCAAAGUAA